Molecule: messenger RNA, 1252 nt
Organism: Fulmarus glacialis (Northern fulmar)
Lineage: Eukaryota; Metazoa; Chordata; Aves; Procellariiformes; Procellariidae
Gene: RNFT2
Product: ring finger protein, transmembrane 2
Exons: 8
Biological process (GO): positive regulation of ERAD pathway
Molecular function (GO): ubiquitin protein ligase activity
Source: RefSeq, a predicted model, not a curated record
AAACCGGAGCCAAACAGUCAGUUCUGAAACCAGCGUGGAUGAAAGUGGAGUUUUUGAAAGUCUGAAGGCUGAAGCUUCCUCACCGCAACAGCUGUUCUCAGGCCUCGCAGGUAUCCCGUCGGGCACCAUCACAGCCACGCCGUUCCAGUCAGGUUUGGUUCUGGGCUCUAGGGAAGUAUUCAUUCAGAUGCCAGCCCCGAGGGAGGAAGGGACCAGUCGUACAGAAGGAGCCCCAUUUCACCACCGGCAAUCGUCCCAUCAUUUCCACCAUGGCCAUCACCGGGGCUCAUCCUUACUGCACAUGGCAGGAGGGGACCGCCACGGGCAUGCUGAGGAAGGCAGUGACGAACAAGCUGGAACUCCAGCCCCAGCUCUUUCAGAGUUAAAAGCUGUGAUCGGUUGGCUGCAGAAGGGACUUCCCUUCAUCUUGAUCCUCCUGGCUAAAGUUUGUUUCCAGCAUAAACUUGGGAUUGCUGUGUGCAUUGGUAUGGCCAGCACAUUUGCAUAUGCCAACUCAACACUCCGAGAACAGGUUGCUCUGAAGGAGAAGAGAUCAGUGUUGGUUGUCUUCUGGAUCCUGGCCUUUCUCACGGGAAACACCUUGUACUUGCUUUACACAUUCAGCUCUCAGCAGCUGUACAACAGCCUUAUAUUUCUGAAACCCAACCUUGAGAGGCUGGACUUCUUCGACCUGAUGUGGAUUGUGGGGAUCGCAGACUUUGUACUGAAGUACCUCACCAUCGCACUGAAAUGCCUAAUUGUUGCCCUGCCUAAGAUCAUCCUAGCUGUCAAGUCAAAGGGAAAGUUUUAUCUGGUUAUUGAGGAGCUGAGCCAGCUGUUCCGCUCCCUUGUCCCCAUCCAGCUAUGGUAUAAAUACAUCAUGGGAGAUGACCCAUCCAGCAGCUACUUCCUAGGUGGGAUCCUGAUCAUCCUGUAUAGCCUCUGCAAGUCUUUUGACAUCUGUGGUCGUGUGGGAAGUGUCCGGAAGGCACUGAAGGUCCUUUGCACCCCACAGACCUAUGGAGUUCGUGCUACCAGCCAGCAGUGCAGUGAGGCAGGUGACAUCUGUGCCAUUUGCCAAGCAGAAUUCAGGGAACCUUUGAUCCUUAUGUGCCAGCACGUGUUUUGUGAAGAAUGCCUCUGCCUCUGGUUUGACAGGGAGAAAACCUGUCCUCUUUGUCGUUCUGUCACAGUAGAAACCCUGCGUUGCUGGAAAGAUGGCACCACCUCUGCUCAUUUUCAGGUGUAUUAA